AUGCCCGAUGAAGACAGAGUGGUACCCGCAGGCGCAAGGACGAAGGGGCCACCAACAGUUACUGGCUUGUCUCCAACUGAAGGUACUCCUGGCACUCAAAUUACUAUUAGAGGAGAAAACCUAGGCACCGAUCAGAAUGAUAUCCUCAUGCUUUUCAUUUGCGGCACGGAUUGCUUACACUCAGCUAAAUGGAAAACAGAUAAGAAGAUUGUAGCACGCCUAGGGCAAGCCAAUCGUGGUUUGGGAGAGGUUAAGAUUGCAACGAAAUCAGGAGGCCGAGGCAUUUGUAACGUAAAAUUUCGAGUCUUUAUUGCCCAAGUUGGACCAUUAGAGGAGUCCGCAGUGUGGGUAGACGAGUCUCAAACAGUUCCUGGUCGUGAGGCAGUACGAACGGUUUCACAAGUGACGGAGGAAAGAGACGCACUUGGGCUCAAGCCAACAUCAAAGAAAAUGGACGCAGCGUUGUUGUCAAAGUUUUUUCCCGAAGGCUCUGGAAACAUUCGUAUGGAGAGUUUCAAUCCCCAGUGGUAUUUGUUGGAGCACCACUCUGAAACAUCCAUUGAAGAACUUCGCGAGGCAUUGAAAUUCAUGCAGCUAACAAAGGCCGAUGAGGCAAAGAAGAGCGAGCAGAUGCAUAAGGCUAACCUUUACUCCUUAAUCAGUUGUGUGGAUUCAUUGGCUGCAUUACAUGACGAGCUAGAACGUAGCAAUAAAGCAGGAGAGUUUGCAGUAAUCAAACAAAUAGGAUCUCAGAUUUCGGAAGCACGUGUGAAAGCUGAAAGCGUAUUCAAAGAUGUAUUGUCGCGUAAAGACCGGGCUGACGCCACAAGAAAUGCUUUGUCGGUUCUCACACGCUUCAAGUUUAUCUUCUUCCUCUCCAAAACUAUUGACGAUAACAUGAAGAAAGGUGAAUAUCUUACGAUUCUAAACGACUAUAUGAGAGCAAAGUCUUUAUACAAGGAUACUGAAGUUUCGUUGUUUAAAGAAUUAAUGGUCCAUCUUGAUGAGAAAAUGGAGCGAUUUAAAGAAGAGAUGAAAUUAAAGCUCAUAGAUACGUCAGCUUCUUUUGAGGAGCAGAGCAAGCUCAUUAAGUAUCUUAAGAUUCUGGAGCCUGGUUCUGAUCCGACAUGGGAAUGCAUUACUGCGUACCAUUGUUGGCUUGAGGACAUUUUGUGGAAGCUGCAGCAGGAUCAUUUCAAAAAAGCUGCGGACGCAGAAGAAAUUUCCGAGGACAACAAAUUUAUGCUGUUGGAAACAAACGAGAGGCAACUUUUCGUGUCAUCACUGGUUUCAAUCCUUAUGAGCAAAUUACAGUCUUUUUGGAAGCUUUCCAAUACUUAUACCACAAAUGACGACCGUUGGACACAACGUCAGGAUGAUAUAAAUCAGAUGUUAAUAAAUACAAUAAAUGUGUCUUCGUGGUUAAUUUUAAAUGCGCUGGUGCCGAAAGCUCUACCUGAUGACGUUAUCAAGAGAUACGAGGCACAGUUUGUCCGAUGGCCUGAAGUUCCACCGCAUGUCAAUAGAGCUGUACUCACUCAAGGUCUUAAAACUCUCAGGUCGUUUAUAUCCUCAUUGCUAGAAGCACAAUUCACUAGUGCGCAUGUACAACCUCUGGUAGAGCUUUGCAUGACUGUAAGAUUGAAAGUCGUUUCAGAUGUUAUAGACAAGGGAGUAGAGAACAUUUGUGCCCUGGGAUCAAAAGAAAAUUGGAAGCAAGAGUUCAGUUCUAAUGCCAUUGCGAAAACAGCGUUAUCGGAUUUUUACGAAAAUGAGGUAUUCGACUGUCUAUCUGCUAUGAGGGAUGCGUUGUCAACGUGUAAUUAUCCAGGUGAAGCUUGUCUAUUUUCACGUGACCGGUUUCGUGUCACCUUGAUCGACAUAUUUGUUCAUUUGAUUGUUGCGAUUAGACACUGUCUUGAUAGGUGA
Angiostrongylus costaricensis is the source of this 1929-nucleotide messenger RNA. The record is from the annotation of a GenBank genome assembly. Lineage: Eukaryota; Metazoa; Nematoda; Chromadorea; Rhabditida; Metastrongylidae.